Messenger RNA from Manis javanica (Malayan pangolin), 4913 nucleotides. It is a transcript of the gene ZNF322, whose product is annotated as zinc finger protein 322. NCBI's taxonomy places the organism in Eukaryota, Metazoa, Chordata, Mammalia, Pholidota, Manidae. The record is from RefSeq and is a predicted model, not a curated record.
UCCCAGCUCGAGUCCUCUUUUAACAGCCUUUACGAAGGAGAACGGAAGUAGAAAACGACUACAAUCUUGUUUCUUCUUAGACAAAGUGGCAGUGGAGUUCUCCUUCCACCCUUGGACUUCGUAGCACACCAUUAAUACUCCUUCGGUCCUUGCCCGCUCCGCCCGGAAAUGCCAAGUGCCCCUGGAGCGCAUGCGGCGCUCGAGGGCCCCUCCCGUUCCAGAGGCUUGGCCCCUAUUGGCCCAGAGGCCGGGUAGCGCGUCCUACUUCCUGAAGCGGGAGGCUGAGGGUGAUCAUGUGACUCUCGGGGGUGGGGCUACCCUAGCUGCUUCCCAGCCUGGCUGAAAGGGCUCGCGUAGCUGGCCUCGUCAGCCCUUAAAGCGCCUACUGGGCGGCCUGACUUCAACUCCUUUCGCCGAACCACGCAAAGGGAGUUGCUCCUGGUUCUCGUUACCCCUCCAAGUUCGGUUUCCUUCAAUCCCCGAAGGUGGGCCCUUAAGUCCAUCGCCACGGGGCCUGAGGCCACCGGGAAACACAAAUCCCCAGUGUCCGAAGAGUAACCGGAAGUGCACUCCCAGACGGCCAGGUGGAUUGGCGGUGCCGGCAACUACCGGCGGAGACAGAAGAACUGAGUGUUGUGAAUAAUUAUGGGCUAGAGACCUUUUGGACCCAAAAAGAAAUCUUGAGUCUUUGUUUUGGGUUGGAAAUACCAAGUGAAGAAUUAGUGCGUAUGAUGUUGAAAACUUGUGGAGAUGAAAGGCCUAAAACAGAUGUAUUUUCCAAGUUCUCGUCAAGAAAAUGACUAUGAAGAAAAUGAUGGGUCAGGAAGACCAGUGGAAAAUUCCCUAGGAGAGAGCUGUAGAAAAUGUACACUUCAAAAGAAAGAUAUAAUCAGAGAACUAAGAAAAGGAAAAUAUAUCAUGUAUGCCCUCAGAAGGGUAAAAAUAUUUUUAUUAAUGUGCAUGAGAUUACUCUAAUAGAUGAUCAGAUAUACCGGUGUCUUGAACAUAAGCAAAACUUCUGUGAAAACUUAGCUCUUAUUAUGUGUGAGAAAACCCAUACUGGGGAGAAACCUUAUAGAUGUGAUAUGUGUGAGAAAACCUCCAUCCAAAGCUUAGAUCUUAGUUCACACCAGAGGAUACACAAUUAUGAGAAACCUUACAAAUGUAGCAAAUGUGAGAAGAGCUUUUGGCACCAUUUAGCCCUUUCAGGACACCAGAGGACACAUGCAGGUAAAAAAUUCUAUACGUGUGAUAUUUGUGGCAAGAAUUUUGGUCAGAGCUCUGAUCUGCUUGUCCACCAGCGAAGCCAUACAGGCGAGAAACCUUAUCUCUGUAGUGAGUGUGAUAAAUGCUUCAGUCGAAGUACAAACCUCAUAAGGCACCGAAGAACUCACACAGGUGAGAAACCAUUUAAGUGUCUGGAGUGUGAAAAGGCUUUUAGUGGGAAAUCAGAUCUUAUUAGCCACCAGAGAACUCAUACUGGUGAAAGGCCCUACAAAUGUAAUAAGUGUGAGAAAAGUUACCGACACCGUUCAGCCUUCAUUGUUCAUAAAAGAGUUCAUACUGGGGAGAAACCCUAUAAGUGUGUUGCCUGUGAGAAAUGCUUUGGCCAGAAAUCAGACCUUAUUGUACAUCAGAGAGUCCACACAGGUGAAAAGCCCUAUAAAUGCUUGGAAUGUAUGAGAAGUUUUACUCGGAGUGCCAACCUAAUCAGGCACCAGGCAACUCACACUCACACAUUUAAAUGCCUUGAAUAUGAGAAAAGCUUCAGCUGUAGCUCAGACCUCAUUGUGCAUCAAAGAAUUCACAUGGAAGAGAAACCACAUCAGUGGUCUUCAUGUGAGAGUGGCUUCCUCCUAGGCAUGGACUUUGUUGCCCAACAGAAAAUGAGAACUCAAACAGAGGAGCUGCAUUAUAAAUAUAGUGUAUGUGAUAGAAGCUUCCACCAGAGCUCAGCCUUUCUUCAACAUCAGACAAUCCACAUCAGUGAAAAACAUAUCUGUAAUGUGGGUGAGAACAGUCAUGAGCUCAGCCCUCCCCAUGCAUCAGAGGCCUCACAGAUGUCUUGACCAGACAGGAAGUCAAAAUACCAUAAAAAAUGUAUUUACAUGUCAGAGAACUCACUAAAAUGAGGAACUUCAGGUAAUUCUCAGACUUUCCUGAGAGUUCAGACUUCAAUGGGGACAAGAAUCUGCCACUGUAGGAAGUUGAAAAAUGGUUUGCCCAGAGAGCUGCCCUAACAGAACACAGUAUUAGUCACUCCAAUAAGAAAUCUUAAAAAUGCCCUGAGUUUUGGAAAACCUUUAACCCAACGAAGCUCAUGUUUGAUCACCAAGAGGAUUCAUAGAAAUGGAAAACUUUAGAAAUGCUGUGUGUGAGCACCCUCAUUCCAAAGAGAAUUCACAUCAGAGGACAACUUUUUAAAUGCCCUCAGUUUCAGCAGUGCUUCAGACAGUAUGCACAUCUCAUUGGAUAUCAGAAAGCCCACAAUGAGGAGAAACCCCAGCAAGUGUGAAAAAAGCUUCUAACAGAACUGUAACUCUUACCCAUCAGAAAAGUCAUACUGGUGAAAAUGUGUAUAUUUGUAAUGAAUGUGGCAAAAGCAUUAGUUGAAGAGCCUUCUUGGGUUUGUACCAAAAAAAGCCAAUCAGAGGAAAGACUUUAUGAAGUAUGAAUGAAAAAAGCUGUCAGUGAUGAGCCCCUGUCAUACACCGGGGAACUCACCAUAAGUGAAAAACUGCAUGAAUACCUUGAGUCAGACAAAAGCCUCACUAGUCACUCCUAUCUUAUUGGGCCCCAAAGAACCUACUCUGCAGAGAAUUUGCUCUAGUGAGAUCUGAUUGUGGACUGUGUGCAUAUAAGGUAUGAGAGGAACUGUUCUCAUAGAUGACAGUAUUGUAGAGAUGACUUUUAAUGGAGUCAAUAUGUAAACAGUUUUUUAGAUAGCCAGAAGCUUGUUCUGGGAGGAGCUAGGGCAGGUCAGAGUAGGCCUGAUGGGUAACUCAGGUAAAGAUGCUUUUCUUCUAUCUGAACCACUUACUGAUUGCUUUACUUUCACUUUUUGAAAUUAGGAAACCCAAUAAAGGAAAGGACUAUAAUGUUGUAAUGGCAGGUGUGGCAUGUGUUACUGUUGGGGGAAAGGAAUGUAUUGACUUUGCCUCUUGACUUUUUUGUGUGCUAUAGUAAACCUUUUGCUGGUGGUGAAAAGAACUAGCAACUAGGGAGUAGUUAUCCUAGACAAAACUCUCUCCAGAAGGUUCUCCUUUGAAGGGCCAACCUCCUAAAGAGGCAGAAUAUUCAGCUUUUCCUUAUUAUGAUUGAGGCAUACCCUCAAAAGUUUCCUAUCCAUAUAGCUUUCAGAUUAUUACUAGUAUUUGAAAUUUCAGCUUUAGAGAUUCAUUUCAACUCAAAAUGAAAAUUUCAGGAUAAUAAUUUAACAAUGUUGCUUGUAUCCAUGUUUUUGUGACUUCAUUUGUCUCUUUUCAAUGAUAAGAUAUCCUCAUCAGCUUCUUGCAGAAAGAUUAAGACUGAAAGGUUUAAGCCUGAGUAGGCACAAUAAAAAAUACAGAUACAUUAUUAAUGGAAGAGCUAGACUUUUUUUAUCAUUCUGACUCCAAAGUUGGUGUUCUUUUCACUCCAUUAUACUGCUCUUUAUAGCGAAACUAGCUCCAUAACAAUAUGCUUUUCAUUUAUUUCAGUUCUGCCAAGAAAAGAGAAUAUUUUUUAUUCUCGGGGAGAAUUACAGUCACCACAGUAUAAGGUAUAAAUUUGGCUUGGAAUGUAGAAUUCAAAGGCUAAAAGGGAAAGUAGCUGGCAGAUUUAUCAGAGGCUUAAGGGUAAGCACUUAUCUCCAGUUUAACAACAUAAUUAUGAUUAUCUUUAAUGUUCUCUAGAAAUACUGUACUUAAUCCAAGGAUCUAAAAAAGACCUUUCUGAGGAUUUUCUUCUUUCCUCAGGUUUAAGGACAUUUAAUGUAAAUAUUUAAAAUGUCUACAAUAUUUGGGGCAGUAGACUGGUGAACAAAUAUUUUGUUGCUUGUCUGGGUCCUCUGGUUUAUCUCAGCAAACCUCUGAACUCCAGAGAGUGUUGGCAUUUGGACUCACGGAGGUGGCCAACUGCUACCUUGCUUUAUGUGGUUCUGAGAUUUGGGUCCUAAUGACUGGUUGAUGAUCUUGAUAAUCUUAGGGUCAGUGGAUAUAGUUAAUUGUGAUGAUAAGGAAGCUUAAUGCUAAGGUGUUUUUCUUUUUUUUAGAAAACAGAUCCUGGACGUUUAUUUGAUCUGAUGUAUUUUAAUAAUUUUUAUAAAUAGCUCUUACACAAUGAAAAGUUGCCCAGUGUGAUAAAAUACACAAGAUGUAUUUGUUUCUCCUUGGUGAAAAUCAUGCCUAUCUCUAGUAUGUGUUUGACAGUUUUAAUACUUAAGAUAGUAUUGGGUAUAUGGCAUGGUGUUGAUGAAAAUAAGUCCUUAUGGCUAUUUGUUAGAACUUGGAGAAGGGGACAGUUUGUAUCAUUGGCGGUACAGUGACUUUCCCCUGUCGGCUAAUCUUAUUUGUAAUAUCUCUAGUCUUUGAGUAAAUUGAGAAUGGACCAUCCCUUGAAGAGAACUUUGGGGAUAUGAAACAGAUCUGAGAGCUUUUUAACCGUGGGGAAAAAAGGUAUUGGUAUUACUCAUAUAGAAUAACCUGAGGUUGGAAAGGACCACUUGGGAGCCUGUAACCAAAACUAGAAGGUAACUUCUGGAUGGAUGGAGGUUCUCUUGAGACAGUGCUGACCUAAAUCUACCUCAGGUAAGUAGAGUAACUUUUUCAAGGUUUCAGACCAAAUGAGACACUUGUAUGCAGUCAGUGUAUUCUUAUGCUUUAAUGUUUUUGUUUUCCCUGAAUUCUUAAAUAAACAUUUGUUCUGAAAAACUA